GUGCAUGUCCUCUUGGGUGAUGCACACAGCCUAUGCCUGGGUUUCUAUAAACAUCUAAGAGCGUUUCUGCAACGCAGCUGCAUAGAUCAACAGAGCAAUAUAAGCAAUAUAACCUUGAAGUCCAGUUUAAAUGUCAGUUUAGCAGUAGAUGUGCUCCAUAUUUCCAGCAUUGAAAAGAGCCGUUAGAAAAGUGUCAAUUUGAUGAUGAAAAGAGUCAAGACAAACUGAACAGAGAUCCUCCAGCAGAACAAAAAAUGACAAAUCAAAUCCUGAUGCUCACAGCACUGACACAGAAUCUGGGUUUGUGUGUCUGUUUGCAUGCGACCAUCCAGGCUGAGGCAGCUAAGGAACUCGACGAGCUAUGUUUCCUGUCAGCGCAGUCCCUGCCCAGUCUGAAGGUGUUGAAGCACUUUCAGGUGCUGAAGCUCCUGGGAGAGGGAUCGUAUGGAAAGGUCAUGCUGGCAUUGCACAGGAAGAGAGGAACUCCGAUGGCUCUGAAGUUCUUCCCUCGAAAAUCCACCUCUCUCACCUCCUUCCUGCGUGAAUACAACCUCUCCCUUUCUUACUGCACCCAUCCUUCACUGACGCGGGCCCUCGGGAUCUUCUUCUCCACUCCGUCCUAUUAUGUUUUUGCCCAGCAAGCCUGUCUGUAUGGUGAUCUCUACAGCGUUGUUGUGUCAGAGGUCGGGGUGGAUGAGGACUGCGUCCAGAGGGUGAUGUCCCAGCUGAGUGGUGCUGUCACACACCUCCACUCCCUGGGCUUCGUCCACCGUGACAUCAAGCCCGAGAACAUUUUCCUGUGUGACAGUGCCUGCCGGUGGGUCAAGCUGGGCGACUUCGGCCUCACUCGGGCUGUCGGCACCACGGUCCGAGGCGUGUGGUACGAGUCUCCUUUCUGCAUCCCUGAGGUUGAGGAUGCAAAGAAGGUCGAGAAAGAGAUGGAGAGGAGGAUGAGGGAGGGGACUGAGGAGGAGGAGGAGGUGCAGAUGGAGGACAUCUGGAUAACAGUGCAGCCCUGUAUUGACAGCUGGGCCCUUGGCGUGCUCAUCUACUGCCUGCUGACUGGAUGCUUUCCCUGGGAGGAGAGCACGCAUGAUGACCCUGGCUACCGUAAAUACAAGAAGUGGUUUGACCGUGAGGCUGAAAAGGAGGACAGAACAGGAUAUGUUGAGGAGGAGGCGGACAGUUACCAAAUCAUGGAACAAAAGCAAAGAAGCCACCCUCCUCCCUCACAAUUUGAGGGCCUCAGCCCAUUAGUGAUGACCCUUUUAAAAGAACUCCUUAACCCUGAUCCCGAACACAGAGCAAGCCCGGAGGAGAUUCUGAGUUACUUGGGGGGACCGUGGCUCAUGGAGACAGCAAGAGAGCAGCAAAGGAGGAAAGAGGAGGCUGAGAAGGAGGCCAGGAAAGUAAGAGAAAGAGGAGGAGUGGAGGAGGAGCUGCUCAGAGAAGGAAGGGGAGAGAGAUGAGCUUUAGAUUCUGUUUUAUAGAGACUUCAAUUCAAAUGUACAAGAUGCUACUUUUUACACAUGUCUGUAAAUAUCCUGUGAGUUUUUGUGUGUCCUGAUGAGUUCAUUACUCAACAAGAAUUUAAAGUCUCAAAAGUUAAUUUGUCUUGCUUACAAAUGCCUCUGGUGAAACUGUUUUAAUAAAAUAAUCCCACAUGAA
This is a messenger RNA of Girardinichthys multiradiatus, 1668 nucleotides long. It is a transcript of the gene sbk3, whose product is annotated as SH3 domain binding kinase family, member 3. The transcript has 4 exons. Gene Ontology annotation, biological process: peptidyl-threonine phosphorylation; peptidyl-serine phosphorylation. Gene Ontology annotation, molecular function: ATP binding; protein serine/threonine kinase activity. Lineage: Eukaryota; Metazoa; Chordata; Actinopteri; Cyprinodontiformes; Goodeidae. The record is from RefSeq and is a predicted model, not a curated record. Bases 255 to 1469 code for a protein of 404 amino acids.